UUCUGAUAUACUUGGAUCAACUUUUAUGAUCGAUAAUGAAGUUCUUGGACUUAUUGUACCAGUAACACCAAGCAUAGGUUUAUCAGAAUCUUCACAUUAUUGGAUCGAUUAUGUUAAGGAUACUGUCACAAUUCACACUGAAAUUAAUGAUGAAACUUUAUUCAAAAUGCGAGGAGAUUAUGAACACAAAAAAAUUGGAGCACGAAAAAUUAAACGUGAUCCUUUUUAG
This is a messenger RNA of Dentiscutata erythropus, 229 nucleotides long. NCBI's taxonomy places the organism in Eukaryota, Fungi, Glomeromycota, Glomeromycetes, Diversisporales, Gigasporaceae. The record is from the annotation of a GenBank genome assembly.